UUUUUAUUUUUAUUGUUGCUCACUCGAUUUUACGAGUAAUGAUACUAAGUCAAGUGCAUGAUAUGGAUUUCUCCUGUAUAUAAUCUUAAAUGUGGAUUUUUCCUAUGAUAUGAUUUACCGAUCUAUGUAGACAAACUUGGCUUAAAGUAAAGCCAAGUUCUAGUAGGAUACGUUGUUGCCUAUGAUACUGCUCAAGAGGUUACCAAGGUUCUUGUUGAUAAUCUCAGUUUGGCCAUCUAUUGGGAGUGAUACGUGCUAUAACUGAAACUUAGCCCCAACACUUCUGCAAAGUGCAUCAGAAGUGACUCACAAACUCCAAAUCGUGAUUCGAAGUUAUAGUUUUGGGUAACUUAUAAAGUCACACAAUUUCCUUAAAGAGUAUGUUGUCGAUAUGUGUAUUUUUUUGAGAAAUUGUCCACUAAAACGAAAAUCGAAUAUGUACUUCUCUGAGUAUAGCAUGAGCUAGAAUAAGGUCCAUGGAAAUAUCCACCUACACCAGGACUAGAGUAGGAAAAGGCAUAUAAUGGCCUAUGUUUUGCCCAUGAAAGUCCUGACAUCUUCGACAUUAUGCUACUUAUUGUUCACUUCCUACACCACGUGGAGCCAAUAGUAUUUUUCCUCCACAAUAACAAAUGUUUGAUCUCUUUUGAAGUGUUCAUCAAGUCCCGUUCGUGUAGCUUAAAUAGAAUCUUUUCUUACAACAUUCCUUCUAGAAUGCUUUACUGCAGUGUUCAAAAUAUUGGUAUGGCAUUACGUAUCACAUCCUUGGGAUACAGAUACGUAUUGGUUAUCCCAUAGGAUAUAUCGUUUGUAUCGGGUAAUUUAUCUCACUUUUUGGGAAACAUGGGGAAACAUUUGGAAAAUGGUUGAAUUUUUCAAUGCUACUUCAGGGAUUGUUAAAAAUGACCUUAAUGCACACUUCUAAAUCAUACCAUCUCAAAAAAGAAGUGCGCAUAAUAGGUUUUCUUUGUAUGGGGUCGUAAGCUAUGUGUUGUCUAACUGAACUAAUGCAACUAUAUUCAAAUUGAAUGCAUAACAUUUAGAGUGUAUGUGAUGAUCAUUUCAUCAACCACUCCUAAUUCCUAAAUACUUCGAAAUUAGUCUCAAUUGACAGCUGGUUGAAGGGAAAUUUUGAAAAAAUAAAUAAAUAUUUUAAUAACUUUUAAUUAAAAAAUGAUUUUUAUUUAUCGAAAAUUGACAAGGACUUAACAAAUCAGUAGAUCGGCUCUCAUACAUGCUUGAUUUCAUGUCUGGAGUGCAACAUUGCAAGCAAUUUGGGAGAAAUUGGGGAAAUUUCGAAUCUUCUCCAAAAAUUUCAAAAUCGGACCACCUACACUCAAAUUUCAAAAUUAAAAUGUAUGUGAUGAUCAUCAAAUACUCCUAAAUACUUCGAAAUUAGUCUCAUUUGACAGUUGGUUGAAGGAAAUUUUUGGAAAAAAACAUGAUGAACAUGAAGAACCAAUGGAUAUCGAAAUUAAAGCUCCAACUCCAUGAUUUUUCAUGCAAAACAUGAAGAACCAAUGGAUUUAUAACCAUUUAACGCUGAUUUAACAUAAUUUCAAAAAAAAAGGGAUCGAAAAUUGAAAAUGCUCACCAAAUCGAACAUGUGGGAUAUAUCGGCACUACCUGUGCGUUUCGUAUCGCACAUGUGGGAUACAAGAUAUAUCGUGGGAUAUAUUGGCCAAUAUCGUCGAUAUUUAAAACAUUGCUUUAGUGUACUUAGAUAAAUAUCUACUGUGCGAGAUUAAUUCAUGCAUUGGAUCUCGGUUAUCCACACAUCUAUCGAGCCUCUUGAUGAAAUUACCGAGCAUCUUGAUGAAAUGAGGUCCUCUGAUAGCCUCCACAAUGAGUGUCUCUAAUUGCACCAUCCUCAUACUAUAAGCGUUUGUGUUUUGUUCUGACUUCUAACUUUGUGGCACAAAAGGAAUGUCUACUUUCUUAAAAAGCUAUCCACUUUGCAUGACGAGCAUUCAACUUCUUCUAGGAGUGGAGAUAUCUCAAUGCCUAAUGGAGAAUAUUGCGGUUGGAUGCUACCCUUACCCUUUUGGAGGCCAAGCUGAGGAGCAUAGAUGGUGUUGGAGAAUGUGAAGAAAAUGGUAGCGUUGAAGUCGCUGGACCUUCAAAUCAACCAGAGUCGCAAGACCCUUCCUCCGUUGAGAGCUCCUCCGAGCCAACAUGCAGAUCUGGCAAGCCUUCAUGGACACUUGUAUAAGAUUCCACAUGACAGUCUUUUAGAAAGGAUGGGAGAAGUACGUACUGACCAACAGAUGUUAGAGAUGUUUGAUUAUUACAAGAAUGGGAAGAGAAAGUUGAAAGUGUUUGUUACAUUUUUGGAGGAAGAAAGUCAUGAUGAUGAAGGCGAUGAUGAAAGUAAUGAAGACUCGGGUGCCUCAGAAGGUGAGGAGGAUGACGUUGUGAUCGGCUUAGCAGAAGAAGAUGACGUGGCUGAUUUUGAUGAACUGAUAGAUCUGGAUUCAGUCCAUGAUUCAGAAGACGAGGACGAUAGUGACGAUCUUUAUGCAGAAGACGAAGAUGCUGAGAGGCAUGAUUUUAUCGACGAUGAACCCAACUUUUAUUCUAAAACAAAAUUUUGAUAGUAUUGAUGCAUUCCGUAUGGCACUUAGGCAAUACUGUGUGAGUAGAGGAAUAGAACUGAAAUUCCAUAACAAUGAUCGAAGGCGUGUUACCUUAUAAUGUAAGGCUGAAAUGUGUGCAUGGAUGAUUCAUGCUGGUGUCCACCAGAAUAACAGGACUUUUAUUGUGAAGAGAUAUAAUGAUGCCCACAAGUGCAGUACUAUCAAUGACAAAGAAAAUUGCAUGGCGUCAACUAUCUAGAUUUGGUUAGCCAUAGAGGACAUAGUUCGUAACAAACCAGGCGUAGUGGUUAAGGCAUUGAAAGACGAACUUAAGAGGAAGUAUGGAUUGACUGUUAAUUAUAAGAAAGUUUGGCAUGGGAGAGAGUAGGCCAUCGACAAGAUUCUGGUUCACAUAAAGAAUCCUACCAUCUAGUCCCACAAUUCGCUCAUGCUUUAUUGACGUCGAAUCCUGGAAGUAUUAUCAGGAUACAAGUAGAGAGUUAUGACAACUGCCAUUUUAAACGGAUGUUCAUGUGUUUUCAGGUUCUGUUAUGGGCUUCCUCAGUGUUGCUAGUCCAUUCAUUGGUGUCAAUAGAUGCCACGUGAAAAAUAAGUACAAAUGUGUGAUAUUGACAUCCAAAAGUAUCGGCAGGAACAAUUGGAUUUUCCCCAUAGCCAUUGCCAUGGUAGAGGGAGAGAAUACUAAUAGUUGGAGGUGGUUGUUUAAUGCACUGCAUGAUGGGCAUUGACACGCCAAGGGAGCCUGUGAUCAUGUCAGACAGGCAGAAGGGCCUGAUCGAAGCCGUGGAUGAGGUAUUUCCAUAUGCAUAUCAUAGAUUCUGCGUCCACCACCUAGAUCAGAACUUCCAAAAACAAUUCAGGGGCAAAAUUUUUAAGGAUAGGGAGAUCAACGCAAUCAUAUAUGUGGUAUGAUUUUGAUGAAACUCUAAGAGAAAUAAAGAAAGAAUCUGUACCUGCUCACGAGUGGAUAUCUAAGGUUCCUUCACGGUACUGGUCAAGGGUAUAUUUCAGCGAUACCUCUUGCGUUGAUCAUGUAACCAACAAUAUAUCAAAAUGCUUCAACAAUUAUAUAAGUGAAGCUAAACCAAAGCCAAUUGUUGAGGCCAUGAACUUGAUAAGGGUGAAAAUAAUGAAUACUUUUGCGAUAAGGAGGGUUACAGUAGUUAAAUGGGAUAUAUUGCCCGUUCCUAAUGUAAU
Magnolia sinica is the source of this 3794-nucleotide messenger RNA. RefSeq lists its product as uncharacterized. Bases 2070 to 2594 code for a protein of 174 amino acids. Gene Ontology annotation, cellular component: WASH complex. The transcript is spliced from 3 exons. The record is from RefSeq and is a predicted model, not a curated record. Lineage: Eukaryota; Viridiplantae; Streptophyta; Magnoliopsida; Magnoliales; Magnoliaceae. Gene Ontology annotation, biological process: exocytosis; actin filament polymerization.